AGAGCUGGGGAACAGUAGCAAUAAUAAUCCUCUGUACCUAAAGAUGGCGAUUGUUCGGUUUGUAUUGUGCCUUAUGGUAGAGAUCCUGGUUCUUCCAGUGACCAUUUUGCAAUACGUCGGGAUAUGGGACUCUCUGUACAAAAGGGUGUUCCCGCAUCUGAUGUGCAGAAUGACGACCACUAUCAACGACAAGAUGGGCAAGGUUAAGAAGGAACUCUUCGACAAGCUGCCAGAAUUCGCCAGCUCCUCGGGGCUGACCAUUUUGGAAGUGGGCUGCGGCUCCGGCGCAAACUUUCAGUUUUACCCCUGGGACUGCAAGGUCAUCUGCACCGACCCCAAUCCCAAUUUCCAGCGCCUCCUGGAGAGCAGCGGAGCCAAGAACGAGCACGUGAAGCUGGAGAAGUUCCUGGUCGCCAGUGGCGAGGAUCUGAGCCCAGUGGCGAGUGCCUCGGUGGACGCCGUGGUUUGCACCUUGGUGCUUUGCACCGCCGAGAACGUGGACGCGGUGCUGAAGGAGAUUCUUCGUGUCCUGAAACCGGGGGGGGCAUUCUUCUUCAUCGAACAUGUGGCCGCUGACAAAAUGACAUGGCUGCACUUCAUUCAACAUGUGAUCCAGCCAGCAUGGCGUUACUUUGGGGACGGAUGCUAUCUGACCAGGGACACUCGAGCAAGCCUCGAGAAAGCCAACUUCUCCCAGUUGAAUGUGAAGAACAUCGUUGCGCCUUUGACGAGUUUGAUCAAAUAUCAAAUUGUCGGGUACGCAGUCAAAUAAAAUCCUGUGAGCACCAUCCCUUGUA
Messenger RNA from Carcharodon carcharias (great white shark), 797 nucleotides. Its product is annotated as methyltransferase-like protein 7A. The coding region runs from base 44 to 772 and encodes 242 amino acids. The record is from RefSeq and is a predicted model, not a curated record. Gene Ontology annotation, molecular function: S-adenosylmethionine-dependent methyltransferase activity. NCBI's taxonomy places the organism in Eukaryota, Metazoa, Chordata, Chondrichthyes, Lamniformes, Lamnidae. The transcript has 2 exons.